Messenger RNA from Sciurus carolinensis (gray squirrel), 3241 nucleotides. It is a transcript of the gene Pole3, whose product is annotated as DNA polymerase epsilon 3, accessory subunit. The record is from RefSeq and is a predicted model, not a curated record. The transcript has 4 exons. Gene Ontology annotation, cellular component: epsilon DNA polymerase complex; CHRAC. Gene Ontology annotation, molecular function: protein heterodimerization activity; chromatin DNA binding. Lineage: Eukaryota; Metazoa; Chordata; Mammalia; Rodentia; Sciuridae. Gene Ontology annotation, biological process: heterochromatin formation; DNA damage response; leading strand elongation. Bases 181 to 624 code for a protein of 147 amino acids.
GGGGGGGGUUGGGGCAGGAGAGCGGUUAUGGCGCGCGGGGCACUGUGGGACGCAGUGCUGGCAACGUGGGGCAGAACGGAAGCCUCGGAGGGUCAGACCGUAGCGACGCGGGAAGUCCGGACGCGGUAGCUGCCUGAAGAAGACGCCUGAGGCUGAAUAAGCUCCGACCCGGCGGCGGCAAUGGCGGAGAGGCCAGAGGACUUAAACCUGCCCAAUGCUGUCAUCACCAGGAUUAUCAAGGAGGCGCUCCCGGACGGUGUCAACAUCUCCAAGGAGGCCCGGAGCGCCAUCUCCCGCGCCGCCAGCGUCUUCGUGCUGUACGCCACAUCCUGUGCCAACAACUUUGCAAUGAAAGGGAAACGCAAGACGCUCAAUGCCAGUGAUGUGCUCUCAGCCAUGGAAGAAAUGGAGUUCCAGCGGUUCAUAACGCCCUUAAAAGAAGCUCUGGAAGCUUAUAGGCGGGAACAAAAAGGUAAGAAGGAAGCUUCAGAGCAAAAGAAGAAGGACAAAGACAAAAAAACAGACUCAGAAGAACAAGACAGGAGCAGGGAUGAGGACAAUGAAGAAGAUGAGGAGAGACUGGAAGAAGAAGAACAAAACGAAGAGGAGGACGUAGACAAUUGAAUAGGGAGGGCAGACCAAGAACUGGAAGCUACCACACUGAAUUAUGGUACCUGUUUAUGCAAAGUUUUUUCCUGCUGGGCAGAGCAGACAAAGUUUGAUCUUUGCCUGAGAAGAUCAGAAUAAAAACUGACUAGAAUUAUCAUCAAAACCAGUGCUUCCCAGACUAAGAGCAUCUGAAUGACAGAAUCCUGUUUUGCUUAAUCAGUCUGAAGUUAUGACUUUUUGGUAAGGGAUUCUGAAUGGUUUAUUAGUCAGAUUAAUAUCUCUUGUUUCCUUACAUUUAUGGCUAGGUAGUUUUUGAUCCCAAGACUCUUUUUGCACCUCCAAAAAAGUAAUAACUUCCAUGCUGCCUGCCAUGUUCCAUAUCACAGAGACAGUGAAGGCUCAGGAAACAUUGGAGUUUUGAUCAUGGUCAGCCUAUUUGUACAGUAUUUGGCAAUAGUGGCUCAUUACGAAUGGUCAGAAUGGUUUAGCUUUAAAAAAAACUACUAAAAGACUGUGGGAGAAUAAUUAACUCAGUUGUCUGACCAUCACUUGACAUUUGCAUUAAUUUGAGUUUCAUUUCCUCUAAUCCCACUUAGCUUUCAGUCCUUUUAGAUUGCUUAUAGACAUACAACCUGUAGGAUGGCUGCACUCUGGUGACAUAUGCUUUUAAAUUAGCAGUAUUGAUUGGAGUUGGUCAAGCAGAGGUGCCAGUGUCUUACUUUUAUAAAACAGAUGGCAUAGUGUUAGAUGUCCCUCACUGUUUACUACUGUACAGCUUUAGGAUUUAUAGUCAUCUCCUGGAAGAUGCAGAACCUAGGCUUUCUUUUCUUAUACUCCAUCUCCCAGACUGUGUCUUUGUCUUUUCAUUCUUUAAUUCAUUGUGAGUUUCAGACUUAAUUUCCUCUAGGCACAGCUUUUUCCCUUUGUGUGUCUCACUUCCUAUUUUUCUCUUAUUCUUCUCUACUUUCCCUCUGUUACUCACUUCAUCCACAAUCUAGGAAUUCUGAUUCCCUGCUUAAUAUCCUGAAGUGCAGGUUUCUCAGGUUCCUUAGUUCUAAUCUCAUAUCUUAAAGUUAUUUUGUGAAGCUUUGAGGGAAAUCUGAUGGUGCUCAUGAAUUAAAUCUCUUACCCCCACCCAAAAAAAUCCCCCUUAACUUCUUUUAAAGUAUCUCUGUUGGCCUUUCUUAGCCUUUUCUCUUUCCAUUCGGUGCUCCAGAGCACUUUUUUGUCUCAGUUGAGAGCUUGGGAUUUGACAAGGGAGUGUGGUAUAUAGUUUAACACCAUUAAUUUGUUAAAUGAAUACAAUGGAAAGUUUAUUGAGAAAUGAGACUGUUUUAAAGGUUAUAAUGGGGGCUGGGGAGAUAGCUCAAUUGGUAGAGUGCUUGCCUUGCAAGCACAAGGCCCUAGGUUCGAUCCCGAGCACCGCAAAACAAAACCAAACCAAAAGGUUAUAAUGCUUUGUACAAAUAAAAAAAUUCUUGCUUAAAGUGAUGACAUACUAGCUAACUGUGGGGGGGUAUGCGCCAAUAGCUUUAGCAUUCAGGAAGCUGAGGUGGGAGAAUCCCUUGAGUCCAGGAGUUCAAGACCAGCCUGAGAAACGCAUUGAGACCCGUUUCAAGAAAAAAAGAGAGUAAAGUCAUGACAUACAUUUGUAGGGUGUGUUUUUGGAGAAGAUCCACUAAUCAUGCCCCAUUAGGUAUUUGAGUUAUGGAUUGGGCCAGACUUUUUGUCAAUGUGGAAUCCUGCAUCACCUUGUAUGACCAGCAGAUGCUGCUCGUUCACAGGCAAGGGUGCUGCAUUUAGUGGCUCUGCUGGGCACCCUGUACAUACUAGAUUCUCAGCAAUGCCGUUUAUUGAGCCCAUCCUGUGUCUGGCAGUGUUCUAAAUGCUCUCAAGUAUUAACUCUUAAAACUCUGGAGCAGCACUGCUGUUAUCUCCAUUAUCUCAACCACAACUCUAUAUAAUAAAGUUUUUCAAAUGAUAAACAUAUAAAUGAUAUUUUACAAAGGUAGAAUCCAGUGGUUACUUGGUUUAGUGGCUUUUUCCUGUUCCACAGUAGAAACAUCCUUUCUUAAUUCCCAUGAGCACUAUUCUAGGCUAAGUCCUCGGGUCCCAUCUGGACUCCUGUGACUUCCUUUGAGCUCAAUUUCCUGCCUCAUCUGCUUCCCCGGUGUUUUGCUUGCCAAGUGGAUCAUUCUGGAACAUGGCUGUAUUACAGUCAUUUCCCACUUACUAUUAAAUUCAAUCUGGGCACAGUGUCAUUCAUCUAAUCCCAGCUGCUCAGGAGGCUGAGAUGAGAGAAUUGCAAGUUCAAGACCUGCCUGGGCAACUUAAGAUGUUUCAAAAAAAGGGUUGGAAAUAUAACUCAGUGGUAGAGCACUUGCCUAGAAAGUUUGGACUUAAGGGUUCAUAAGUCCAUAUUUAACCAGUUGUAAGGAGCUCACCCUACCAUCUAUGCUAAUCUUCAACAUAAAGCUGUAUAUGCUCCAGUCAAAAGUGAAUCCAAAAAAGCUCCCCUAUAUGGUUUUAGUUCAUCCUGCCCCAUUCCCUACCAAACUAACUUUCUGAGAGCAAUGUUUCCUGAAAGAGACUAUGGUUUAAGACUAUAGAAUUUAGGGGCAGGGGUUGUAGC